AUGGCGUCUAGUAAGGCGAAGUCCCAGCAGGCUCCACGGGCUGACAGCUAUCGAUAUGCUGUCACGCCAGGAGGCCAGGAGAAAAAGAAGAAGAAGAAGGGGGAGGAUUUGGAUGAGCUCAAGCAGGAGCUCGAUAUGGAUGAACAUAAAGUCCCAAUAGAAGAGCUCUACCGAAGGUUAGGAACAGAUCCGACUCAGGGUCUUAGUCCAGAAAAAGCAAAAGAAAUUCUCUUGCGUGAUGGACCCAAUUGCCUUACCCCACCUAAAACUACACCUGAAUGGUUAUACCUAGGUAUUGUGCUGACUGCUGUAGUAAUUGUCACAGGUAUAUUUUCUUACUACCAAGAGGCUAAAAGUUCUAAGAUUAUGGAUUCUUUCAAAAACAUGGUACCACAAUAUGCCGUUGUUGUUAGAAGUGGAGAAAAGCUCAAUGUACGAGCUGAAGAGCUUGUUGUUGGUGAUAUGGUUGAUGUUAAAUUCGGUGACCGAAUUCCAGCUGAUAUUCGUGUAGUUGCUGCGCACAGCUUCAAAGUGGAUAACUCUUCACUAACUGGUGAAUCCGAGCCACAGUCUCGAUCUUCAGAUUUUACCAAUGAAAAUCCAUUAGAAACGAAGAAUUUGGCCUUUUUUUCCACAAACGCUGUUGAAGGGACAUGUGUUGGACUUGUUGUGAAAACUGGUGACAAAACUGUAAUGGGCCGAAUUGCUAAUUUGGCUUCUGGACUUGAAGUUGGAGAGACACCAAUUGCUAAAGAAAUCGCUCAUUUCAUCCACUUAAUUACUGGAGUUGCUGUCUUCCUUGGUGUGACCUUCUUUAUUAUUGCUUUUAUUCUUGGCUACUAUUGGCUGGAUGCUGUCAUUUUCUUGAUUGGUAUCAUUGUGGCCAAUGUGCCUGAAGGAUUACUUGCUACUGUCACUGUCUGUCUGACUCUCACAGCUAAACGCAUGGCAAGAAAAAAUUGCCUUGUCAAAAACUUGGAAGCUGUAGAGACUCUUGGGUCUACAUCAACCAUCUGCUCAGAUAAGACAGGAACCCUCACCCAAAACAGGAUGACUGUUGCUCACAUGUGGUAUGGAGGAAAGAUUGUUGAAGCUGAUACUAGUGAGGACCAAUCAAAUGCCACCUACAGCAAAGAUACUUCUGACUGGAUUGCCCUAUCUCGUAUUGCAAUGUUGUGCAAUCGUGCAGAAUUUAAGGCUGGCCAAGAUAACGUUCCUGUCCUGAAAAGGGAAUGCAAUGGUGAUGCUUCUGAAUCUGCUUUGCUUAAAUGUGUUGAGCUUUCUAUUGGAAAUGUCUCUGAAUUUAGAAGACACAACAAGAAAGUGGUCGAGAUUCCAUUCAAUUCGACUAACAAAUACCAGGUAUCUAUCCAUGAAAAUGAAGAUCCAAAUGAUCCCCGAUACAUCCUUGUAAUGAAGGGUGCUCCUGAAAGAAUUAUGGAUCGUUGCUCAACUGCGCUGAUGAAUGGAAAAGACAUUGAUGUUGAUGAAAACUUCAGAUCCGACUUUAAUGCUGCUUACAUGGAAUUAGGAGGUCUUGGAGAAAGAGUAUUAGGUUUCUGUGAUUAUGUUCUUCCAAGUGAAUCUUUUCCCCCGGGAUUUCAAUUUGAUGGAGAUGAAGUAAACUUCCCUCUUACCGGUCUCAGAUUUGUUGGUUUAAUGUCCAUGAUUGACCCACCUCGAGCUGCUGUGCCAGAUGCUGUCGGAAAAUGCCGUAGUGCUGGCAUCAAAGUUAUCAUGGUCACAGGUGAUCAUCCUAUCACUGCCAAAGCUAUUGCAAAGGGUGUCGGAAUCAUCUCAGAGGGAAGCAAGACUGUAGAGGAUAUUUCCGCUGAGCAAGGCAUUCCAGUCGAACAAGUUAAUUCAAGGGAUGCUAAGGCAGCUGUAAUCCAUGGAACUGACUUGAGAGAUAUGACUCCUGCUCAAAUUGAUGAAAUCCUUCGUAAUCAUUCUGAAAUUGUGUUUGCUCGUACUUCACCCCAACAGAAAUUGAUUAUUGUUGAAGGUUGUCAACGCCAGGGACAUAUUGUGGCAGUCACGGGUGAUGGUGUCAAUGACUCUCCAGCUCUGAAGAAGGCUGACAUUGGUGUUGCUAUGGGUAUUGCUGGAAGUGAUGUCAGCAAACAGGCUGCCGAUAUGAUUUUGUUAGAUGAUAAUUUUGCAUCUAUUGUUACUGGUGUUGAAGAAGGUCGUCUUAUUUUUGAUAACCUGAAAAAAUCAAUUGCAUACACUCUGACAUCAAACAUUCCUGAAAUCAGCCCUUUCCUGUUUUUUAUCCUCCUUGACAUUCCUCUACCUCUUGGAACUAUUACUAUUCUUUGUAUUGAUCUGGGAACCGACAUGGUACCAGCCAUUUCCCUGGCUUAUGAACAAGCUGAAAGUGACAUCAUGAAAAGACAACCUCGUGAUCCAGUCAAUGACAAACUUGUCAAUGAGAGGUUGAUUAGUAUGGCCUAUGGUCAAAUUGGAAUGAUCCAAGCCAGUGCCGGAUUUUUCACUUAUUUUGUCAUUAUGGCUGAGAAUGGCUUCUGGAUAUCAAGGCUGCUAGGUAUCCGUAAAAACUGGGACUCUAUGGGAGUCAAUGAUUUGGAAGAUUCCUAUGGGCAAGAAUGGACAUAUGCCCAGAGGAAGAAGUUAGAGUAUACUUGCCACACUGCUUUCUUUGUGUCUAUUGUUGUUGUACAAUGGGCAGAUCUCAUCAUUUGCAAAACUAGGAGGCUUUCCUUGUUCCAACAAGGAAUGAAGAAUCACCGUUUAACAUUUGGAAUUAUUUUUGAAACUGUCUUAGCUGCCUUCUUGACCUACUGUCCUGGUCUAGAUCAGGGUUUGCGUAUGCAACCUCUCAGGGCUUCUUGGUGGUUCCCUGCAUUUCCAUAUAGUUUAUUAAUCUUCAUUUAUGAUGAAUGCCGAAAACUUAUUCUGAGACGAAAUCCUGGUGGCUGGGUUGAAUCCGAAACCUACUAUUGA
Acanthosepion pharaonis is the source of this 2967-nucleotide messenger RNA. The record is from the annotation of a GenBank genome assembly. NCBI's taxonomy places the organism in Eukaryota, Metazoa, Mollusca, Cephalopoda, Sepiida, Sepiidae.